Messenger RNA from Drosophila elegans, 1769 nucleotides. Its product is annotated as basic salivary proline-rich protein 1. The coding region runs from base 318 to 1418 and encodes 366 amino acids. The record is from RefSeq and is a predicted model, not a curated record. The transcript has a single exon. NCBI's taxonomy places the organism in Eukaryota, Metazoa, Arthropoda, Insecta, Diptera, Drosophilidae.
UCUCUUUUCCAUAUGCUAAAUUUGGCAUUCGAUUUCGGCGUUGGUUUAUUUAUGUUAAAUCCGGCCGACAAAUUAAUUUUUAUAGUUCAAUUUUGGCACUUCCCCUCGCACCUUUGGUUAGCAGACCAUUCGCGACUAUUUAUGGAACCUUUGUGAUGAUGAUGCAAAGCAAUUUCCGUUCGUCGAAUGGGAAAGUGAAAUGAGCCGUGCCGCGAUUUAUGUAAUAUGCUGACUUAUAAGUGCCGACUUCGAGGCCCGUGGCCACAUAGUUUCCAUCGUCGUGGAAGCUCCCAGAGUAACGAAAUCCGCACCACGAGAUGAUGCAGCAGCCAUUGGCCGUUCUGGUCCUGCUUCUACCCCUAAUUAGCGGUGAUGUGAGACACCUGGAUAAGGACUACAUUCCGCCCAGUGCACAGCAGGAUGCACCCACUGGAUCUGAUGACGCGACGGAGGUCCAGAAGGAUCCGUCUGGGUUCUAUCCCUCCACCGGAUUACCACUGCCGCCGGGCUACGCCAUUCCCACGGGCGGCAACGUUCCACCACCGCCCGUCCAGCCGCCAAACUUCCCCCUGCCCAUCUACCCGCCCUUCUUCGGCUUCGGCGGAGGUCCUGGCGAGGGGCAGGGUCCUGGAAUCGGUCCGGUGCCCUCGGCCUAUCCCAAUGGAGGGCCCUUCCCGGGGGGAGCUCCGAAUGCCGCUUUCCAGCUGCCUCCCAAUGCUGGAGGUCCUUUUGGUGCUCAGGGAGGGGGAUUUCCUCAGGGACCCGGUUUUUCACCACAGGGAGCAGGUUUCCCAUCACAGGGAGCAGGUUUCCCAUCACAGGGUGCAGGUUUCACAUCACAGGGAGCUGGUUUCCCACCACAGGGAGCUGGUUUCCCACCACAGGGAGCAGGUUUCCCACCACAGGGAGCAGGGUUUCCACCACAGGGAGCCGGAUUCCCACCACAGGGAGCUGGUUUCCCACCACAAGGGCCUGGUUUCCCACCACAAGGAGCUCCAUUUUCAACACAGCCAGGACCAUUUCCACCACAAGGACCACCCUUUUCGCCACAAGGAGGUCCCGGAAAUGGCUUCCCACCACCAGGAGCUAACUUCCCACCACAAGGAGGACCCUUCCCAGAAUUCCUCACUAACCAGGGAUUGCCUCUGACCAAUCCCCAAGGACCCUUCCAAGCAGCCAACCCGGGCGGAUUCAAUGUACCCAUGGGAUUCGGAGGACCAGUGCCCGGACAGAAUCCAUAUCAGCAAUUUGGACCCGGUUUCGGAGGACCUGCACCGCCCGGCUACUCCGAUGAGCCGGAAAAGGAGCAAAAACCCGAAGAAGUGGUGAAGCCUCCUACAUUGGCUGAUGAUCCCAAGAGCACAGCGGAUACCGUCUAUGCAACAAAUGGCGGAUAUGUCUACCAGCGGGCCAAGUAACCCAAAGGCUUUAUGGCCCCCAUUUCGGGACUAUAUUGAAUAGUUAGAGCACCAACAAGUUCAUUAUAAAUUAUCAUUCAUUUUUUGUUUCAUAUUUUUCCAUCUGUGUUUUUAUUAUUGUAAUAUAUUUUUUUUGCGGCCAUAAACGUGGCUGAUCGGACUGACAAAACGUUUGUCUUUAUGCUAAUCAAAUCAAAUCGCCAAACUGACUGAUAACCAUAAACGAGACAAUCUAUAGCCGUGAUUGAUAAACAAAUAUAUAUUUAUAUAUGUUUUAUGCAUACACCAGGGCUAGACAUCUGUUUCAUAAAUUAUGAAAAAGUCGGGACAAAGCGAUAAAAGCCUGAAAAA